Striga hermonthica is the source of this 1875-nucleotide messenger RNA. NCBI's taxonomy places the organism in Eukaryota, Viridiplantae, Streptophyta, Magnoliopsida, Lamiales, Orobanchaceae. The record is from the annotation of a GenBank genome assembly.
AUGGCUACCGAAAUUGUUCACUUCGAAUUUUCGCAUCCGCCUAAAAACCCUCUCAAAACCCUAUCGCCAUUCACCAGAGCUCCGGAACUAUCAUCACCUUCUGCAAAAGCUCGCAAAAUGUCUUUACAAUUUUCUCCACAACUCUUUUUGUGCCCUAAUCCGUCGUCUUCAGAGUUGCACGGAAAAUCUACUUCAUACGGCUUAUGGAGAAGCAAAAGCGUGAAAAAAACGCGGCUUGUAGUUAAAGCAGGUGAAAAGAGGAUUGUAUUUGAUAGGAAGUGCAGAGAUGCCUUGCUUUCUGGGGUCAACAAGCUUGCUGAUGCUGUUUCUGUUACACUUGGACCUAAAGGUCUAAAUGUAGUCAUUUCAGAUUCUGAGGGACUUAAAGUGAUAAACGAUGGUGUUACCAUUGCCCGAACUAUAGAGCUUUCUGACUCGAUUGAAAAUGCUGGAGUAGUGUUAGUUCAGGAGGUUGCAACUAAAACAAAUAACUCGGCUGGUGAUGGCACGACCACUGCAAUUGUUUUGGCUCGAGAAAUGAUUAAAUAUGGACUGUUGGCUAUCACUAAUGGGGCUAACCCUGUUGCUUUAAAGAGGGGAAUGGAGAAAACAUUGAAAGAACUGGUCAAUAGGUUGAAAGAACUAAGUUAUGCUGUACAAGGAAAAGAUGACAUCAAAGCUGUAGCUUCAAUAUCUGCAGGAAAUGAUGAAUCGAUUGGACACUUAAUAGCUGAAACCAUAGACAGAAUUGGGCCCGAUGGAGUGAUAUCGAUUGAAUCUUCUUCAUCUUUUCAGACUUAUGUGACAGUUGAUGAUGGAAUGAAGGUUGAUAAAGGAUAUAUGACACCAGGCUUUGCCAAUGAGAAGGACAGAUAUGUACUGGAAUUUGAGAAUGCCAGAAUUCUGAUUACCGAUCAAAAGAUAUCCAAAGUGAGCGAGAUUGUUCCUGUGCUGGAAAAGGCAUCACAAUUGAGUGUCCCCCUUCUGAUUUUUGCCGAGCAUGUAGCAUACACAGUGCUGAAUACUCUAGUUGUGAAUAAAAGAAAAGGCAUGUUGAAUGUUGCUGUCGUGCAAUGUCCAGGGAUAUUAGAGGGAAAGAAAGCCAUCUUGCAAGAUAUUGCACUUAUGACAGGUGGUGAUUUUAUUUCUGGAGAUUUCGGCAUGUCACUAGAAGAUGUAACAUCCGAUCAGCUUGGUAUUGCUCGAAAAGUAUUUAUUACAAGCAAAUCUACCACCAUAGUUGCAGACUCUUCAACCAAACCCGAAAUACAAGCAAGAAUUAUGCAGAUUAAAAAAGAACUUGCCGAGACUGAUAGUAGGUACAUGAAACAAAAAUUGAGCGAGCGUAUAGCAAAGCUCUGUGGUGGGGUGGCUGUAAUUAGGGUUGGGGCCCACACGGAAAUCGAACUCGAAGAACGUAAACUAAGAAUAGAGGAUGCUAAAAAUGCCACUUUUGCUGCCAUGGCCGAAGGCUUGGUGCCUGGAGGUGGAGCCACCUAUAUACAUCUCUCGAAGCAUAUAUCCGUAGUUAAGGCAGCCUUUCAAGAUCCUGACGAGCAGAUUGGAGCAGACAUUGUUGGCAUGGCUCUUCUUGAACCUGCGAGAUUGAUCGCGAAUAAUGCUGGGGUAGAUGGAGAUGUAGUUGUAGAGAAAAUCAAAGAGCGUGAUUUUCGGGUCGGUUACAAUGCAUUGAGUGGGAAUUAUGAAGAUUUAAUGGCUGCUGGGGUCAUUGAUCCUUGCAAGGUGACGAGAUGUGCCCUUCAAAACGCGGUUUCGGUUGCUGGUAUAAUCCUAACCACUCAAGCUGUAUUGGCCCAGAAAAUCAGGGAACCCAAGCCGCCCAUUCCUUCUUAUGUUCCCGGUAUUGAUGUUUAA